This is a messenger RNA of Oreochromis niloticus (Nile tilapia), 5079 nucleotides long. It is a transcript of the gene fanci, whose product is annotated as FA complementation group I. The coding region runs from base 240 to 4439 and encodes 1399 amino acids. Lineage: Eukaryota; Metazoa; Chordata; Actinopteri; Cichliformes; Cichlidae. Gene Ontology annotation, molecular function: DNA polymerase binding. The record is from RefSeq and is a predicted model, not a curated record. The transcript has 36 exons. Gene Ontology annotation, biological process: DNA repair.
CUGGCGGGAAGUUCGCUUGAAACUUUUUAGAAACACAACAGCGAUAAAUUUAUAAUAUUUACGGAGUAAUUUACCUUCAGCUCAUUUAAACAGGAUGCCCAGGAUUAAAUGCAACUAGAUAAUCGAUAAGUAGAAGUAAAAUAAAAAUAAUAACGUUCAUAAACUUACUGAGAUUGACGAGAUAGAUUUCUAUCUUAUUCUACAGUUACUAGCCACUUGUGUCAAUCUGUGGGUGGACAAUGAAGGCAGAAAUGGAUAAAAUUGUCUCACUGUCAGAUGAAGAAAAUAUCCCCGAACUACAGAAAUACCUUUCCACCCUGACCGAUGACCGGCUCAUCAACACGAUUACCAACAGUGCACUGAAGGGCAAGAAAGUUGGGACCAUAAUAAAAGGCAUAUUUAAAGGUUCUCCACCCAGUUCCACUGCUGGGGCAAAUCGCAGACUUCUCCUGUAUCAGCACUGCAUCCCUCUGUGUGAGUCUGGGGAUCUUCAGACUGAGGUGGCAGCAGAUAUCAUUGGGUUGCUUAUGCUGGAGACUCAUACACUAUCCGGGCCAUCUCUUGCAACACUGGCGUCUCUUUUUGUUGAUGCCAUCAAAGUGGGGAAAAUGAGCAGUGGGAAAUCUCUGGAACUGUUUCCUACAGUUCUUACUGCACUUGCAGCAUGUGAAGCCUUGUCUUAUGGCAAAGGGGAACUCAGUGGUGAGGAGUAUAAGAAGCAGAUGAUUAACAGCCUCUGCUCCAGCAGAUGGGAUCCACAGUGUGUCAUCCACUUGACAACCAUGUUUAGGGAUGUGCCUUUGUCGUCAGAGGAGUUGCAGUUUGUGGUGGAGAAAGUAUUGAGGAUGUUCAACAAACUAGAUCUGCAGGAGAUCCCGCCGCUGGUUUACCAGCUGCUGCUUUUGUCUGCAAAGGGUUGUAAGAAACAAGUCCUGGACGGAAUCGUAGGUUAUUUUAAGGAGCAGGACGCUCGCCAAGAAGAGGAGCAGAAACAUGGAGAGAGCCUGGAUCUAGAGGUUCAGUCUAUUCCACAGGACCAGCUAAGGCAUGUAGAGGGCACUGCUAUCCUCCAUAUAGUCUUUGCUAUAAGACUAGACCAUGAGCUUGCAAGGGAAUUUAUUAAAGGCUUUAAGACAUCGUAUGCAGACUUGUGCCCUUUCAGUGUUGCCCUGUUGCUCUCAGUGGCACGUAUCCAGCGUUAUGAAGAGCAGGUAUUUGAACUUUUGAAAGGGGCCAUCAUCAAGAGCUUCAAGGACGAGCAGCUACAACAGGGGUCAAAGUUACUACAGGACCUCCUACCCGGGCACUGCAGUGUGGCUCAGAUGAUACUGGAUACAGUCCAGAACAGUGUGUUCGGAUGGGAUCAUGUUACCCAAGGGCUAGUGCAGCUGGGCUUCUUCCUGAUGGAUGCAUUUGGACCCAAACCUGGACCAUUUGGCAAAGCCACGGAGGGCUCCCUUGCUGUAGCCCGAACACCAACUCAACAAGCGUGUAAGCUAGGAGGACAGGUGCUACUCCAGGGUUUUAAGAUGCAUGAGCCUAUCAGGGGAGAGAUAUUGGAGCAGGUCUUAAAUCGACUGGUCACAAAGACAGCCUCACCUGUCAAUCAUUUCUUAGACCUUUUCUCUGAUAUUGUGGUCUCUGCUCCAAUGAUCCUCCUGGAGUCAUCCUCUAAAGUGACAGAGACAUUUGACCACUUGUCAUGCCUGCCUUUGGCCACCGUUCAAGGUCUACUCAAAGCUGUCCAGCCCCUGCUCAAGGUCAGCAUGUCCUUGAAAGAUGCUUUAAUUUUAGUUCUUCGCAAGGCCAUGUUUUCCAGCCAACUGGAUGGUCGGAAGUCUGCAGUGACAGGCUUCUUGUUGCUGCUAAAGAACUUCAAAGUGUUGGGCAGCUUGGCCUCGAGUCAGUGUAGCCAGGCAAUCUCCUCCAGCCAGAUCCAAGUGGAUGUUCACUCGCGCUACAACUCAGCUGCCAAUGAAGCAUUCUGCUUGGAGAUCCUCAGCAGUCUGCGUCGCUGCCUCAGCCAGCAGGCUGAUGUGCGCCUCAUGCUCUAUGAGGGGUUUUUUGAUGUUCUUCGUCGUAACUCGCAACUUGCAAGCUCCAUCAUGCAGACCCUUUUGUCACAGCUGAAGCGGUACUAUGAGCCUGAACAAGACCUCCUGCCCCCAGUGAAACUGGAACCAUGCAUCACUGCUCACGGAGACCAAGUCUACCUCCAGGAGCCUCUGGCCCAUCUGCUGAGCUGUACUGUACAUUGCUUGAUGUGGCUGCAAAACACACGCCAGUCAGCCAACCUCAAUGCCGAUGACAGUGACGGUGAUGAGGAAGAGGAGGAAGGAUAUCGGUCGGAUCUACAUGCUGUUCUAGAGAGUAUGACAAGACGCAUGAUCAAGUGCGAACUAGAAGACUUUGAACUGGACAAGUCAGCUGAGUUUUCAAUGGGAUCCAGUGUUGGAGUGAAGAAUAAUAUCUAUGCUGUGCUGGUGAUGGGAGUGUAUGAGGUCCUCAUGGAGUACAACUUUAUCAAAGCCAACUACAGUAAAAGGUGCUUUGAGGAGAUCAUCGAGCUGUUCAGCCGUUACCAGAAGCUGUCUGAGAUCCUGAAGGAGAAGUCUGGAAAGGGUCGGGUGCCCUCACACAAGACCCCCCGCAGUUUAUUCUCAAUGGGCAUCAUAUCAACAUUGAUCACUGUGCUCUUCAGGGAUAACACUCAGAGCAGAGAGGAGGCUCUCUCAGUACUUCGUUCAAAUGGAGAGUUUGUGCGUUAUAUACUGAGCGUGGUUGUACAGAAGAUCCAGCAGCUGGAUGAAACGGGACACACAGAUGGCCCUGAUGGACAGAACGCAGACAAGACUUUCCGCUUCCUCUGUGACAUGACCAGUGUCCUGAUGUGGCGUUACACGAACAUCCCCAGCGUGGUUGAGGAGGGGGGAAAGAAGGAAAAGCGCUCCAGUUUGUCUCAGCUGUGUCUGGAGGGUUUGCUCAGGAUCUUCACAACCUGCCAACAACGCUACCCAGACAAGAUGGCCCAGCUGCUCUCUACCAUGGAAAAUGGCACAGAGCAAGACGACGAAGGCGAUGUUGUAGAGAUGAACUACUUUUACAUCCGACAGUUUCAGAGGGCGCUGUUCACACAGUUAAGUGGAGGUGAGGAAGACUUUAACAGCAAAGAGGCUCAGCUUCUGGUCAGCAUCCUAAGCGUACUCUCGCGCCAGCUAAAACCCUUGUCCCAGCAGUUUGUUCAGAUGAUCACGUGGACUGUGAAAAUCUGCAAAGAGACCAGUUUUGAGGAUUCUGCUUUCUGUAAGGGGCUGCUCUCUCUCCUCUUCAACCUUCAUGUUCUCUAUAAGAGUCCUGUAGGCCUGCUGCUGGAGCUCUGCCAAGACAUCCACAGCGAACUGGGAGAUAUUGAUCAGGAUGUGGAGGUGGAAAAGCAGUCUAAUUUUGCCAUUGUCAACAUGAAAACUGCUUCAACAGCUGCACUGCUGGUCCUGUCUCAAGUUGACAGAGUGCUUGAUGAAGUGGACUGGCUUAUUGCCAGGAAGAAAAGUCAGACAGCUUCUGACAAAUUGGGCUGUGGUGAAGCCACGCAGACUGCAGGUCAGCAGGACCCAGUUGAGAAAGCGGUGGCGCUGCAGCUUGGGACUCUCUUAACAGCGCUAAGUGAGCUGGUCCAGACAGCCCUCCUGCUGGGCACCUGUACCAUUACACUGUUAAGAGAACUGACCCGCACGUAUACCAUCCUCACCACGCUGGUCAAAUAUUACAUCCAGGUGUGCGCCAGCCAGCACGGGUCGCUGCCAGCUCGCUUUGAGAAGCUGGUCAAACUAUCUGGCUCCCACCUGACACCACAGUGCUAUUCUUUUAUCACAUAUGCUCAGAGUGGAGAUAUCAGUGGUGGAGGUGCAGAUGACAAAAAGAAAAAGAGAAGGAAUGACGUGAAUACUGGUGCUUCUGCAAAACUUUUGCGUGAGACUAAGGCCAUCCCCAACCUGAUCUUCAGCAUUGAGCAGUAUGAGAAGUAUCUCAUCACACUCUCAAAGAAAUCAAAGGUAAACCUGAUGCAGUACAUGAAGCUGAGCACCUCGAGAGAUUUUCGCAUCAAUGCCGCUACUCUGGAUGCAGCCCUGCAGGAACAGGAUGACAGUCAGGAGGUAAGCGCUAGCUCAGCUCCACAGGAGCUUCAAUGCUGUUCAUCAUACACAACAGCCGCUUUUCUCCACUUUUACUUUAUUAUACGAGUCCAUAAAAUUGGCUCCAUAUCCACACUGUGCCCACUGUUGAAAUGUGCAUUGUGCAUUCCAUUGCUCUCAGACCACAGAGUCACAGGACACCACCGAGACACAAGAACCCAAACAGAAGAAGAGGAAACAGUGAGGUCAUACUGGGCACCACUGCUACACACACUGCACACACGUCCAGACUGCAGCAGCGGGUGAACGGUGUCCUGGCAAUUGUCUGUUUGGAAUAAAAGCUGUCUGGUCCACAAAGAGCUAUCUCGCUUUGUUUAGAGAGCCUUUAGUGAUGUCGAUGAUUUGGUAGAUGUCCAAGGCCUCACCUGUGGAAAGUUUGCACACAUUAUUUAGUAUUCUGGUUGUGUUUCUCAAGUUCACUUUAUCAAAAAACCUUAUUGCAUUUCCAAACCCAGUUUAUACCUUUCUUUGUCUUGAUUACAUUAAAAUAGUCAUUUCUAAUUUGGCUUAUUUAGAAAUUUGAAACUUAUUUGAUUUACUUCCUUUAAGAAAAUCUCGUGAUAAACAAGCUGUGCUGUUGAUUUGCUUAAAAUUCUUACUGAAGACUAACUGAAUACUGUUUGGUCAUGCUAAGAGGUGGAUUUAAUGACUUUCCAUAUACAUUGUAUUUUAAAGAGAUGUUUAGUCCAACUUUUGUAAGGUGUUGUUUUAAAAUAACUUGUUCUGUACACAAGCAUUUUUGUAGCUUUAAGUGCUAGAGCUAAAUUACAUAUUCUCGUGUCUGAAUUUGUUACAUUUAGAUUUUGUAAUGAGACACGCCGUUCUGUCUCUCUGUGCACUUUGUAUAAGAAACAUUUGUAUAAUAAAUAUACUCUUCUUAAUGUUG